Messenger RNA from Nyctereutes procyonoides (raccoon dog), 5627 nucleotides. RefSeq names its product collagen beta(1-O)galactosyltransferase 2 (gene COLGALT2). Lineage: Eukaryota; Metazoa; Chordata; Mammalia; Carnivora; Canidae. The coding region runs from base 1 to 1881 and encodes 626 amino acids. The record is from RefSeq and is a predicted model, not a curated record. The transcript is spliced from 12 exons. Gene Ontology annotation, molecular function: procollagen galactosyltransferase activity.
AUGGCCGCGCGCCGCGCCGCCGCCCUCGCCUGCUCGCUGCUGCUGCUGUCCGCCGCGCUGCUCCGCCGCGGCUGCCGGGCGCGCUUCGCCGCCGAGCCCGACUCGGAGCCCGACCGGGCGGAGGCGGCGGUGUUCCCCGAGUCGCCGGUGCAGAGACCCACGGUGCUCGUGGCCGUCCUGGCCCGCAACGCCGCGCACGCGCUGCCUCCCUUCCUCGGCUGCCUGGAGCGGCUGGACUACCCCAAGGGCAGGAUGGCCAUCUGGGCAGCCACUGAUCACAAUGUGGAUAAUACAACAGAAAUACUCAGGGAGUGGUUGAAAAAUGUACAGAGAUUCUAUCACUAUGUGGAGUGGAGGCCUAUGGAUGAACCAGAAUCUUACCCUGAUGAAAUUGGACCAAAGCAUUGGCCAGGCUCCCGGUUUGCCCAUGUGAUGAAACUACGGCAGGCAGCCCUUCGAACUGCGAGGGAAAAAUGGUCAGACUACAUUCUGUUCAUAGAUGUGGACAACUUCCUGACUAAUCCACAGACCCUCAAUCUAAUGAUUGCAGAAAACAAAACCAUCGUGGCACCCAUGCUGGAGUCUCGGGGCCUGUACUCUAAUUUCUGGUGCGGAAUCACACCUCAGGGCUUCUAUAAAAGGACCCCAGACUACGUUCAGAUUAGAGAAUGGAAGAGGCUGGGCUGCUUUCCUGUCCCCAUGGUUCACUCCACCUUCCUGAUUGACCUCAGGAAGGAAGCGUCUGACAAGCUGAUGUUCUAUCCGCCACACCAGGACUAUACCUGGACCUUUGAUGACAUCAUCGUCUUUGCCUUCUCUAGCAGGCAAGCAGGCAUCCAGAUGUACCUCUGCAACAGAGAACACUAUGGCUACCUGCCCAUCCCCCUGAAGCCCCAUCAGACCCUGCAGGAGGACAUCGAGAACUUCAUCCAUGUGCAGAUAGAAGCAAUGAUUGACGGUCCUCCAGUGGAACCCUCUCAGUUUGUUUCAAGUGUCCCAAAAUAUCCAGACAAGAUGGGAUUUGACGAGAUCUUCAUGAUCAACCUGAAGCGCAGAAAGGACAGGCGGGACCGGAUGUUACGCACCCUGUAUGAGCAGGAGAUUGAUGUCAAGAUUGUCGAGGCCGUGGAUGGAAAGGCACUCAACACAAGCCAGCUGAAGGCCCUGAAUAUUGAAAUGCUACCUGGAUAUCGAGAUCCCUACUCCUCCAGACCUCUAACUAGGGGUGAAAUCGGCUGCUUUCUCAGCCACUACUCUGUCUGGAAAGAGGUAAUUGACCGGGAGCUGGAGAAGACUCUUGUCAUUGAGGACGACGUGCGCUUUGAACAUCAGUUUAAGAAGAAGCUGAUGAAGCUGAUGGAUGACAUCGACCAGGCUCAGCUGGAUUGGGAACUGAUCUACAUCGGUAGGAAGAGGAUGCAGGUGAAGGAGCCAGAGAAAGCGGUGCCCAACGUGGGAAAUCUGGUCGAAGCCGACUACUCCUACUGGACUCUGGGCUAUGUCAUCUCUCUGGAAGGAGCACAGAAACUGGUUGGAGCCGAUCCUUUUGGGAAGAUGCUGCCAGUGGACGAGUUCCUGCCAAUCAUGUACAACAAGCAUCCUGUAGCUGAGUACAAGGAGUAUUAUGAAUCCAGGGACCUAAAAGCCUUCUCUGCCGAACCCUUGCUCAUCUACCCCACACACUACACGGGCCAGCCGGGGUAUCUGAGUGACACAGAGACCUCGACCAUCUGGGACAAUGAGACAGUGGCCACCGAUUGGGAUAGGACCCAUUCCUGGAAGUCCCGGAAGCAAAGUCACAUCCACCGCAAUGCCAAAAACACAGAGGCCCUGCCGUCGCCAACCUCCGUGGACACUGUGCCUUCGAAGGAUGAGCUAUGAAGCCUCCAUGGAGGGAUUCACCACCCUUGAUUUUUCUAACAGGCUAUUCAUCUGUUUGCUCCAGUUUCUUUUAGUGUCCCCCGUUAUCUAAUCAAAGUGGUCUACUGUGAUUGAGCAAAAUUAAUAUAUUCUUGACAGGGGAGGAUAAGAAGGAAACUUAACCCAAAUUUCCUAGGAUGGCUAGAAGAUCAAUUUCCUGGCAACCAUCGAGACAAACCCCAAUCCAGAUACCUAGCCCCUCAGUGUAUUAUCCAUAUGCUACUGCUUCCCACAUUAAGAAUGAACAGUAUGGCCCAGACACUCACCCCUGAGGAAGGUAGUCACAUCUGUAAGUGGGCAGGCAAGGCAGCCGAGCCAACCGGAUCACAUCCAUUGGUCUCAUGGGCCUGUUUUCUAUCAUAAGUGUGACCUUGAAAACUUGUGCACCUAACAAGUUUAUAGGUCAGGGGGACCAGAUCAUUUAAGAUCAAAUUAAUUUGGGCUUCGGUUUAAAGGAAUUCUGUGAUGAGCCGAAGUGAGCUGUUCAUCAUAGUCCUCGUUAUCCAAUAGGGAUGAGUAUUUGGGUCUGUCUGAGACUUGGCCUUUGACUAUCAUGGCGAUUGAAGCUCUCAUCAUGAGGCAUCAAGUUUGCCAUGUGGGUAGAGUUUAGUAGAUAUUUGAAGGUUUGUGUAGAUAUUUGAGGAAAAAAGAACUCAGACUUUGGCCUUUUACUGUGGUCACUCGAGUUCAGAUGCUCUAUUUAUGAAGAGAAAUUUAAUAUAUAAGGGGGUUCGGGCCGGUGUCGAACUUCUGUCCCAGGGGUCACUGUGCCUCUGUGGCCUGCCACACUCUCCCCUUCACGCCUGAGGCUGGGCGUGAAUUGUGAGUGUGAGUUUUAUGAGUCACUGCUAAGAGGCAGAGCGCAUUUUCAGGCCAGCAACUGCCCUUGCCUGGAUCUUUCAUUCUAUUUUGAAUUAUUUAUUCUACAAAAUGUGGGGGAAAUAUCUGUAGGAUUGGGCAGAGAAACAGAUUCUUCAAGCUUUCCUAGCACCGUGGGGAGUAGUGAGUGUGAGAUCUGGUUCUCUUGCAUUUCCCAGCCUGGCUCUUUCAGGGAGGCCUGUUGAGUGGGAGAGUCUCACCAUCUGGAAACAAAUGCUCUUCCAUUUCGGAUGACAGACCUUGCUCAGAAAUAAUGGACCGAUCAACUGAUUGAGGCCAACAACCAGGGAAACUCUCGGAGCCAGCAUCCCGGGCAGAGGACCUCUCUGCUUUCCUCAUAGAUUGAUUUUCCGGAAGGUGCAGUGUUGGGCUACCUUCUGUGCCAAUUCCACAAUCUGUGAUGCUCAAGAUCUCUCAUGAUGCUUCGCCUCAGGUUUGUGUUCGCCCGCCUGCAAGCAGUAAAAUUCUGCCUCCAGAAAUACCCUCCCCACACACUCCUCCCCGGGCUUCAUGCCUUGGAGCAGAGCUCCCGGGCAGGGUUGCUGGGUAAACCCAGCCCCGCUCCCUGGUGACACCCCCAGGCCGCAGGACAGCAAGGCCCCUCGCCUUCCACACCACACCAGCCUUGGCUUCCUUCUUGACUCACUGUCCAUAUUCUUCCACAUUGACUGGGAGGCAGGGAGGCUGAGGAAGGGGAUCUCAGCCCACUUCAGUCUUUACUGCUUAGAUAUACCUGUAAGAGCCUCUUUUUCUUUUCUAAAAAAAAAAAAAAAAAAAAAAAAAAAAAGAGCAUCUGGGGAGCUAGUGAAAAACCCUUAGGUGAUCUCCAAGGUUUCUUUGGGUAUUUUGAAUUUUGUUUGCAUAUUUGAGUGUGUGCAAGUGUGCCUGACUUUCAUGAUGUAUUUUUUUUUAAUAGGGUCGGAGGUGGUCGGGAGGUUGCGGGUGGAGAAAGAUUGAAUUGACUUUUGUGUGGUUUUGUUUAGUGGAGAAUUUUUUUUUCCCUUUUACUGUCAGCUGGUCUGAUGGGUUUAUGAAUUCUCAUUCUUAAAAGAUAUUGGUCUUAAAUUCUAGAAUUUUAGAUUAGGACUGUUCUACUGUGAAUAAAGUUCUGGCUCCAUUAGCCCAGCCUUUGCUUCCCCCUGCUUGGGUCUGGGAUCUCAAGCAGCGCUGUUUUGUUGUGAACAUUGUGCUCUGCACACCCGCGUUUGUUUUUAAAAAGCCGUCUCUUCAACAAUCCAGGGGUUCCUUGACCUCAUUUACUUCCUGUCUCCACUCUAGUCUUAAGUCGUGACAUUUGCCCUUAGCAGUGUCAGUGGCCUUAUCUCCGGCUGUGGCACCUGCUCUUUGCCUCUGGAAGUUAAACCCUGUCUGGAACCCCCACCUGGAUCCAUCUCUGGAUCUUGGGAUCCAAGGUGGGACCUUCUGGACGAUGAGCUUGACUUUAGCAGUGCUGGUGCUGCUGAGCGUGGACUGAGCACCUAGGACUUGCAGAGGCCACACUGCAUGGGCCCUGCUUUGGGUUCCCUGGGGCGUGCUGCAGGAACUCUGGAGGACAGGAAAGAGCCGGCAUCGCAGCAUCCUACACUGUCUAUCGUGCUGUGUCAUUUCAGGCGGAGAAAUGAUAAACUACUUGCCUUCUAGAGAUCUUUGUGAAAAAUUAAAAAAAAAUAGCUCAACAUUGUGAUUGUUCACUGGUUCCGCCAACAUUGACCACUGGCCAGUGCAGUGGAGCUUCCAGGUCUGCACUGGGCCGAGGAUGUCGGAGGCCAUGGGUGCUGCUCACCCCCACAGCGAACAAGAAAGGGUGGUCGCCAAUCUUCCUGUCCAGUGGGAGUUGUUUUAGCCUGCUGGGUGGAGGUGGGUAAGUGGAAUCAUUUUCUGGGCUACGGAAAAUCAGGAGCCCCAGUGGGAGGGUGGCAAGGAAAGGCCCAUCUUGUAUUGUUGUGCUAUAGGUGAGACUCACCAUUCAUUGAGAGAUGCUGUCCAAGACUAUAGGACUGUAUCCUGGGAGAAAAAAAAAAAGGAGUGAGAGAGAAUCCAUGUUGGCCUCUGUGACCCCUUGAAUUUCAGAUCAAGCCUCCCCCCAACCAGAUGGGAGCAUGGCCCUAUUUCAGGUCCUGUGCUGGACACUAAGAUGCUCAGAGGAUGAGGGAAGUUCCCCACUGCUGGAGGCUCCACAGUCCAGGGGAGCAGCCAUCCAAGCAGGAAGGCUUUGUUUCAGGGACAGGAACAAAAUGGGCUACAGGACCUCAGAGAACCCGGUUCUGCUGAGGAAGACUGAUGGGCAGCUUUGUUGGGAAGGUGGCCGGGAAGGUGACAGUUGUGUUGGCUUUGGGGACAUGAAUGAGCCUUCAAAAGAAGGAGGAGGGUUGAGUAUGGUGGGUGGGGAUGCUUUCUAGGCACUGAGAAGGGGCUGGGAAGGGGCCUGCUGGGGAGUGAUGGGGGCCUGGAGGUUCUGAGAAGUCAGGGUUGUGUUGGGGUUGGUGACAGGAAACAAGAUUGAGACCCGAUCACAAUGACAAGGUAAGUCAGCUACCCUUCCUCCCUGGGUUAUCACCUGUCACGAAUGAAGAGAACUUGGUUUCUGGGAGAAUUCUUGGUUACUUUCCUGACAGAUAUGCGGAGGUUUCCAGUAAAACACUGGUGUCUAAAACAAGAGAAGUUCCCCUUCAGCUACAAACUCGAGGAUCUUUUUCCCUAAUGGUGAAAUAAAGUGUAAAAUAAAGAGAAGUCUUCCCAAAAGGCUUCUACAAUGUGCUUUCGAGACAUUCUCCCCCAAGUAAACAGAGUGGGAGAGAAACGAUCCAGAAGUGAUAGCUACGAGCGGG